UUUUGAGAAGCAUAGGAAUGUGAGUUAGUAUAUUAAAUUAUACUCGUUUUGGUAAAAAGAAUCUAUAUUUGAAAAGUCACCCGCCGGCACGGCACCUGAGAAAAGUCCUGGAAAGAUCGACUGUUUGUAUAUGAAAAUCCCACCUCCAAUUCAGCGCGUACUUGCAUAAAUCCCUCUAAUAUUCCCAUAAAAAGCUCCCUUUUUAGAUUUAAUUCUGCUGUUUUUCUUAACAAUCAAACCGAAAGCCUCUUUUUUUGAUGUUAUUGGUUUUAAACUUUUAAAUGAAGGCUGCAUAAUUACGCGUUUUCAAGAAUCAGUCUUUGUAUUUAUUUAGUACACAGUCGCAUUCGACUACUCUUUUCAGACCCUUAUCUCUUUUGCUUGCAAUUUGCUUCUACUCUCUCUUUCUCUCUCUCCUAUUCAACUUUCUUGUUUUUGUAUCUGUCCGCUCGACUGAGUCAACCAGGUUAGGUGGUUGAACUAUUUCAAGAAACUGGUUCUAUUGCCAUUUUGGAGCUGGAUUGAUUAUUUGAUUAUAUACUUUUGGUUGACGGAAUAGUGGGGCUCGAAUUGGUUUCUGAUGAGAUGAAAGAGUUUUGGAGAUCUAAAAAUCGUGUCUUGGCGGCAUUUGCUUUGUGCAGCCUUUGUUUGCUCAACUUGAGUUUUUGCUGGUCUCUCAAUGAUGAAGGUGUGGCGUUGCUGAAAUUUAAAGAAGAAAUUGAGAGUGAUCCACAUGGAGCUUUGUCAAAUUGGAUUGAUGAAGUUGGAGUGGAGAAUCCCUGUUCUUGGUCUGGAGUUGGUUGCUCAAAAGGAUAUGUUGUUGAUCUGAACCUCAAAGAUCUCUGUCUGAGAGGUACUUUGUCUCCUCAUAUUGGGAUUCUAAUUCACUUGAAAUCUCUAAUUUUGCGCAACAAUUCAUUUUCUGGUGUGAUCCCUGAUGAAAUCACUUACAUAAAGGGAUUGGAGGUGUUAGAUGUUGGAUAUAAUAACUUCAGUGGACAUCUUCCUUGUAGUCUAGGCAACAAUUUCUCAAUGACACUUCUUUUGCUGGACAAUAAUGAGCGUAUUAGCGACAUAAGUCCUGAGAUUUACGAGCUUCAGAAGCUAUCUGAAGUUCAAGUGGAGGAGGACUUGUUAUCCAGAUCCAAAGAUGCAGCUUGUGAAAGCCUAUUUAUGUCGUGGCCUUCCUGGGAAAAAAGAGAUGUGGGAGAGCGGAAAUUAUUACAAGAACCUCCUCCAGUUAGGAGAAACCCUUACAGGAUCGUUCUUCCACCAAGUCCCCCUCGAGAAUUUCUACCACCAUUUCCAGAUCCAGAUUUAGCUCCACCUCCAAGUUCAGCUCCGGCUCCUGAUCCUGUGCCACAGUCUCCUCCACCUGUGCCUACGCCACCUUCCUCAUCCUCUUCCCCUUCCGCUAACAAUAAUUCUCGAACAAUACUUCCAGAAGCAGAGAAUCGAACUACCGCAGCUAGGAGUGGCAGAAAGGAUCAGACACUUGUACUGCUUGCAUCCAUUGGUGGUUCUCUAUUGCUUUUACUUACAAUUAUUGGUAUUGUCUUCUAUCAAUAUGGUAAAGUUGCAACUGUCAAGCCCUGGGCAACAGGAUUAAGUGGCCAGCUGCAGAGAGCGUUUGUAACUGGUGUCCCAAAGCUCAAGAGAUCUGAGCUCGAAGCUGCUUGUGAAGAUUUUAGCAACGUGAUUGGUUCAACAUCGAUUUGUACAUUCUACAAGGGCACAUUGUCCAGUGGGGUUGAGAUUGCAGUUGCAUCCGUUGCCAUGUCAUCUGCAAAGGACUGGUCUGGUAAUCUGGAAAGCCAAUUCAGGAAGAAGAUUGACUCACUAUCAAAAGUGAAUCACAAGAAUUUCGUCAGCCUACUUGGUUUUUGUGAGGAGCAGGUGCCUUUCACAAGAAUGAUGGUUUUUGAGUAUGCUCCCAACGGAACUCUGUUCGAGCACAUACACAUAAAAGAAGCCGAACACUUGGACUGGACAAUGCGAUUGAGAAUUGCAAUGGGCAUCGCAUACUGUCUCGAGCACAUGCACCAAUUGACAUCCCCAUUAGCGCACAAAAACCUGACUUCAUCCUCAAUCUAUCUAACCGAAGACUAUGCUGCCAAAGUAUCCGACAUUGUCUUCUGGGACGAAGGUGCUGCAGCAGAGAGGCAGUCUGAUCCACAGAGCAACGUCUACAGCUUUGGGGUCAUACUGUUUGAGAUGAUGACAGGUAGGCUCCCAUACACCACGGGUAGUGACUCUCUUGAAGACUGGGCAUCGGAUUAUCUUAGAGGAACACAAACUCUGAGAGAAAUGGUCGACCCGACCUUGAGAACGUAUCAGGAAGAUCAGCUCCAACAGAUUGGUGAACUGAUCAGAUGUUGUGCUGAUGAGAGGCCGUCGAUGAAAGAAGUUUGUACGAGGUUGAGAGUGAUAACCGGGAUAGGGCCCGACGGAGCCAUCCCGAAACUGUCACCCCUUUGGUGGGCGGAGCUUGAGAUUCUGUCGACUGAGGCCAGCUAAGUUGAAAAUGGGAUUAGGUUUCUUAUGUUUAUUGUCUGUGGAGGAAGCUUCUUGCUGCCUCUUCGUGUAAAUUCAAGUAUGUAGAGAGGGGCGGGGAUAAAAUAUGGUGGUGAAUAUAUAUAUAAAUGUCUUUUUUUAAUUUUGGUGAGAGAUGUGAACUAAGGUUUGGUGUAAAUGACAAAUGCAGUUGAGAAA
Messenger RNA from Salvia miltiorrhiza (redroot sage), 2712 nucleotides. RefSeq names its product probable inactive receptor-like protein kinase At3g56050. The coding region runs from base 586 to 2517 and encodes 643 amino acids. The transcript is spliced from 9 exons. Gene Ontology annotation, molecular function: protein kinase activity; ATP binding. Gene Ontology annotation, biological process: protein phosphorylation. The record is from RefSeq and is a predicted model, not a curated record. NCBI's taxonomy places the organism in Eukaryota, Viridiplantae, Streptophyta, Magnoliopsida, Lamiales, Lamiaceae.